CUGAAAGAUGAAGAUGGAAUGCCACCAGCAAAAGUGCCACCGAGUGUGCGGUCUUCGGCAGCGUUGCGGUCGGGACUCGAAUUUGGGUUGCCGCCAUCGAUAGUGGUCUUGCACAGCCCGGCGAUUGGACGAAAUAAGCGGAGUUUGAUUAUAAAGCCGCGUGCCAGUAUCUGGAGGCAUCGUGGUGGGGAAGGUGGAGGUGGAGGUGGAAGAAGAAGACCGAGGAAAAGAAGGCGAAUGACAUGGCAGUCUGAGAUGGCAAUGGCUAUGGCGGGCACGUUACGGGUGGGCCAUGUUCGAGUGGAGAGUCUUUGGGAUGAAUCUGGACGGAAAACGAAGGAAGAGGGGGAACAGUACGCAACGUGUGCAAGCCGGAGGUUCGAGCUGGCAGCAUGCGAUGCGCGCACGUGUAUGGUCGGUCUGGAGAUGGGAGCAUUUUGGGCGCCGAGGGCGGUCAGGUAUAAGAGGGGAGCAGCUUGGCAACAGCGGAGACGUGCAGCUCCGGUGGAGCGAGAGAGGUCAGGCGGAGGAGGGGAGAGAGAGCGAAGGGAGGUGGUAGAGAAUAUGGUUGCUUGUCGAGGGGGCUUGAGAGACGAGUGGAGGGUUAACCCGAUAGACCAGGUUGGCGUUUUCCAGGUGGAGGGUGCCCGGGGAAAGAAGAAUCCAGUGGACCAGGUCGGCAUUUUCCAGACCACAGACAUGGGUGAAACAGUUCUCAUGGAGAACCAGGUGGAGGAGGUAUGCGUUUCGCAGCCAAGUGGGAUAGGAGGAGUAGGGGAGGAAGCGACUCAACUCAGCUCUAUAAAUGCGAGGCCCAGGAACCCCGGGAAAUCGACGGUCGGUGAGAUGGGACCGGCUGCAGCUGCUGAGUCGCGAUCCCGAUGCGACGGGGACUGCGAUCGGAAGGUAGGGGAAGACGGAGAGGAGGCUGAUCAGCAAGAGGCGUGGUCUGGUAGCGGAGAAGGGGGAGGGAUUGACAGACGAGAGAGUGAGAAAACUAGAAAGGGAACGUGGAAGAAGACACGUGGCAGCUAUGGAUGUGACGAGAGUAGAAGAAGAGGUGUGGAAGAUGGAGGUGUUGAAGACCAUAUCUGGGAGACCGAAGAUGUCACGAGAACAAGUUCUGAAGAGAAACCGAGACAAUCGGCGAUUGCUGAUCGCUGGGAUGAGGUGUAUGGUGGACGAGGAAUGGUCACCAUAGCCGAGGAAAUACAAGUCCGGGAGACGGGAGAAUCGAACCUGAAGAGGGGCAACAUCAGCAGCACAGCGACUGAGAGACUUGCAGUAGCAGAAGGGGCUGCAGGAGUAGUAGGAGGAGGAGUUGGAGUAGGAGGGGAAGAAGGAUUUGGUACAGAUGUGCAGAGGGAAGGAACUCGAGGAGAGGAUUCCGAAGAGGAAGCUGAUGAAAGUGGGAAUCAUAGGCUGGACGGGCGUGUGCGAUGGAGAGCAAGCAGCAGCAGCAGCGGGAAGCUGAGAUGGCGGGAUCUGUUGAACAUAAAUGCCCUGGAGGAGGUGCAUCUAAUGCGCGCAGGCAGUGUUGCAGAUGCCCACGUUCUGAGAAGAAAAGGGCACCUAAAGGAGCAGGAUGGCUUUGUGGAGUUCAUCAUGAGUAUGCACAGGACACACUCACCUUUAGAGGUGAUGAUGAAAAUGGAAUUAUGGAUUAGAGAACAUAUGCAGGACCCAGAGAGGAGCACUCUCAGAAGAUUGAUCCCUUCUGUGGGAAUUUUCUAUACACCUCUGCAUCUGGUGGAGGCCUUCAAGGAAUAUGAUGAGUUUGCGUCGUUAUCGCGACGGCGGUAUGUUCCCCCUAAUUUUGCGGAGAUUCGCCAUGUGGCCAACAUUGCUCAAGUACACUCAAGCGCGGAGAAGUUGUCGAUGAUCACGUUUGACGCAGAUGGAACGCUCUAUGCUGACGGCCAUCACAUUGAAAAAGACAACAAGAUGAUUGCACAUAUCAUUGCUCUCAUGCAAUGUGGCAUCCAUGUUGCCAUAGUCACAGCUGCAGGGUACCCUGGAGAAGCAUUGCGGUUUGAGAGGAGAGUUGCUGGUUUGUUGGAGGCAUUUCAAGAGUUGCAACUACCUCCGCGGGUUACGUCGUUGUUUUAUGUUAUGGGCGGAGAAUGCAAUUACCUUUUGCGGGUCGGGAAGGACUACCACCUGGAGUUUGUGCCUGACUACCUUUGGAAACCUGCUGAGAUGCAAAAUUGGAAAGAAGAGGAUAUCGAGGCGCUGCUAGGUCAAGCAGAGAGUGCAUUGGAGGCUGCUGCAGCGCGGCUGAAGCUGGAUGUUGGGAUCAUACGGAAGGAGAGGGCAGUCGGAGCGGUCCCUCUGCAUCCAACCAUUUACGAGUCCCUGGAGGAAAUGGCUCUGACAGUUCAAAUACACCUUGUUGGUUCGAAGCUACCUUUUUGUGCCUUUAAUGGUGGAAAUGAUGUAUUUGUGGACAUAGGGAACAAAAGCCUUGGCCUGGCUGCUCUUAUGCAGUACCUGGGAAAGCAACCUGCGGAGACCCUCCACAUUGGCGAUCGGUUCACUGUAACAGGAAAUGACGGAGCCACUCGUGAACGCUGCCCCAUAUUAUGGGUCGCUAAUCCGGAAGAGACUAUCUUUUUCGUCCGUCUGUUGCUGCGUGACAUCCGCUUGGCCCGAUUGACUCCUUACCUAGAGUGACUCUGUUAGGAAAGAGUGUACAGCGCCAAGUCAGGUUGUUUACAAGUUCUUCAUGGCACAUACGAAUCCGAGCCCUUGUGAAUGUGCUUUUAUGGGAUGCUUUGUUUGCUCUACUGUUGUCAGUUGAAGGCUCCUGGAUUGAUGCACGCCCAGGUUCACCUGAGAUUCUCAUUCUGGCCAUUGCGGCGAUACCGAGGACCUGUGGAAUGGAAAAGGAUGGAAAGAGAAGGUGCCUGAUGCGUGGCUGAAAGGUAAGCCCAUGUGACCGUUGAUAAACGGAUCAUGAGCUUGAACCCUUUAUGGAAUCUAUCGAUAAAAUAAUCUCAGAAUC
This is a messenger RNA of Chara braunii, 3004 nucleotides long. Lineage: Eukaryota; Viridiplantae; Streptophyta; Charophyceae; Charales; Characeae. The record is from the annotation of a GenBank genome assembly.